ACAAUUAAAUCUAAAAGAAAUUACGAAUUAUGAGUCUAAAGAAUUAAGUUUAAGCAUAAAAGGAUGAAAGUUGGAAACUGAUUCUGUGGAUUUCUAGGUAGAUAAGGAAAGAAUUUGGUGAAAUAAAAACGUUAAAAUAAUUUCUAAAGGGUGAAAAAUAAGUGCCACAAAAAAGAAAGCAACAGAAAAAUCGUAAGGGUCUCGUUGAAUAUUCGUCUAACGUAGGCGAGUCAACCGCCAUCGCGUCAAAAACAGUGAAAAAAAUGGGAGAAUCGAAUGCCAACACACCGGUUUGUGUUAUGAUCAUCUGUUUCCAUGGUAACUUUACUUCUUCACCCGUCCAGAGGCUGUCACCCCUAUUUUGUAGUCAAGGCUGAGUUUAUGCACCAAGCAACGAAACAUAUUCAUUGUUUGUAUCUGUGACUAAUGCACACCGAUCUGGCUCGAGACGACUCCAACUAUUUUCCGAAAUUAUUGUCAUAAAAAACGCAACAUGGGUUGCAGUCCUACGAAAGAAAGCAAUCCUCACAAACCGAAACCUAUUAUAGGCAAAAAUUACCUAUUGCAGAAGAUAACGGAACAUCAAGGGGGCAUCAAUUGUAUGGCACUAAGCGAAGAUGGAUCGCUUCUUGUGACAGGAAGUGACGACAAAACUGCUCGCAUGUGGAGCACACAAUCGAAUCCCAUCGAAUGCAUAGGCGUGAUGGAAGGUCACACGGGAUACAUCACUUGCUGCGUUAUACACGAACAAUUCGUAGUAACGGGGUCUGCCGAUCACACGAUAAGGAAGUGGAUGAUAACUACUGGCGAUUGCGUUUACGUCUACGAGGGUCACACGUCCAGAAUAAGUCGAGUUGUAUGCGCCGGAGAUUAUAUAUUCUCUACGUCUAGCGAUACUACCGCAAGGAUAUGGAUUUUUGAUGUUAACGAUGUUGGAGACAUUCAGGGGGAGGCGUGUAUAAGGACGUUAGAGAAACACACCAAAGCUACUUAUCCUAUUAUAUUCCUGUCCGGAGAUAAAGAAUCGGAAGAGGAAGAAGACAACUACGAGUACAAAAGUUCUGACGAAGACAUUAUAAUUACGGGUAGCGCUGAUGGAACCGCGAGAUCCUGGUCUUUUGAUACAGGCAGAUGUAUAAAUACCUUCUACCAUAAUGCUCCAGUCAAUACCAUGGAAGCGGAUCCUACCGGGGACAUGCUUUUCACUGCCGGAGGCGAUUCGAUUAUCAGAUGUUGGAACAUUAUAACAGGGGAGUGCAUUAGACAAAUGAGAGGUCACGGAGGCCCUAUAUACACAUUAAUGAUCCACAAGAGGAUGUUGUAUUCCGGCAGCUCCGAUAAAACGGCUCGAGCGUGGGCUAUGGAGUUUGGAGAAUGUACUAGAGUAUUUUCGGGGCAUAAUCACACAGUUUCUUGCCUACGGUAUUUCGACGGAAUUUUGUACACGGCUUCUGGAGAUACUCUUGGAAGAAUGUUCGAAGCUAAAUCGGGUACCAUGAAGAGGUUGUUCUCCGGCCACACCAAUGCUAUUAUAUGCAUGGAGGUGGUUCCGGGUAAAUUAUUUACCGGUUCUUACGACGGUACCAUAAUGGUAUGGGAUACGACGGGGGUACGUGACGAAACUGUCUUUGGGGCUGACAUUUUCGAUAGAAAUCAAACAAGUGAACCGCAACUGGAAGAUGACAGCGAAGAGUUGCAAAAUGCCGUUAAGUUUCUAGAUCCGUACAUACAUGAUUAAUACUUCGAAAUGAAAUAUAUAUUAUAAAUCUAUUUUCGGGAACAACUUUCAUACGUGUAUUAAGAAAGCAAUAAGAAUCUUAAAGCUAGUUUUUAAGGAAACUAAAAACAAAUUUUAAUCGUAAUAAAAUCAUUUUGAGGAAAAAACCAGUUAAUUAUUAUACUCUAACUUCAUUAAAAGGAAGUUGGAAGUAUUGUAUAGAAUGAAUCGUGUGUAUGUUCAACAUGCUGAGUAAUGUGCACGAGAUAACAAAGUAAAUAUGGACACGGGUGGUCUUCUGCAAUACUUUUAAAAGGUCGAACUGUGUUUCUUAAUGAUGAUUACUUGAAACUAUGUGUUUAUUAACGAGGAUCUCUCCUCUCGGCGAUAAAUUUCUCAAGGCAUCAAACAACUCGAGAAGAAAAAGGAACACUGCGUCGGACAGUCGGGCAGUUUUUCUAUCACGUGAUAUAAAAAUGGAUGAUCAAAACAGUUGUUCAGACGAUGUAUCGUGAUUAGUUUUCGUUGUGAAUAAUUGAUACGAGUUUGUUUCUAAACUUACUUAUCUAAAAUGAAAACAGUUCUACAAUUUUUUUAACUUUAUUAACUAAAAUGAAAUAUUAAUGAUAUUUUUAAUUGUAUUUAUGGUAUCACUUUCCGAUAAUGGAGUUUUAAAAAAUAAUUACUUGAAGUACUAACAAAUAUGACUAAUUAUGAAAAGAAACUGCUUGUUUACAAUAAUUAAAGAUGCAAUUAUUAAAAACGUGCACAUAUUGCAGAGAACCACCUAUUAUCUCCUGCACAACUCCAUGCAAACGAAUGAGUGAUGCACCUUAAAAUAGACAACGCAUUGUAUAAGUGGGCAGUGUCAUAAAUUCCACGUUUUGAAACGUUAAAAGUUGCAACUCGAUCAUCGUACGAAACAUCAAAAAUUAAAUAACUAAUUUUUUAGACAAUUCUUAAGAGAUUUUUCUAAAAGAGUAAUCCGAAACUCGUCGUUAAUGAAGUGAAGUGGCAUUCCACAAGUGCCUAAACAGUCCGUGUUAGCAUACUGUGUGGUGAGCACUUCUAUCGCAAAUUCAAUUAACCACAAGAUUGAUGUGUAGCGCAAUAAA
Messenger RNA from Centruroides sculpturatus (bark scorpion), 2832 nucleotides. RefSeq names its product WD repeat-containing protein 86-like. NCBI's taxonomy places the organism in Eukaryota, Metazoa, Arthropoda, Arachnida, Scorpiones, Buthidae. Gene Ontology annotation, cellular component: nucleus; cytoplasm. Bases 494 to 1738 code for a protein of 414 amino acids. The transcript is spliced from 8 exons. Gene Ontology annotation, biological process: proteasome-mediated ubiquitin-dependent protein catabolic process; ubiquitin recycling. The record is from RefSeq and is a predicted model, not a curated record. Gene Ontology annotation, molecular function: ubiquitin binding.